This is a messenger RNA of Lizanozyma spartinae, 1770 nucleotides long. RefSeq names its product Dsl1p (gene DSL1). The record is from RefSeq and is a predicted model, not a curated record. The transcript has a single exon. Lineage: Eukaryota; Fungi; Ascomycota; Pichiomycetes; Serinales; Debaryomycetaceae. The coding region runs from base 1 to 1770 and encodes 589 amino acids.
AUGUCAAUUGCACAGCUCUUGGAGCUUAACCAACUGGAGCUUCAAUCGAUCAGUUCCAAGAUUGAUACGUUUGAGCUUCAUGUUGAGGAAAAUGAGGUAUCAAUCACCAAAGAAGAAGAAGAAGAAGAAGAAGAAGAUGAUGAGUACCAGAAGACACAUCAAGAGAUCACUCGAAUAGAUGCACAAUUGGCACUUUUAGACAAGCUUUGGUAUAUCCGAGGAUAUUUGGCGGAGAUAGAGUUGUAUUUGGCUCUGACUGAUGUCGAGGAAGCUGUUGAUCAGUAUAGUGCUGUGAAGGACAUUACGAGUAAAAUGUCAGAAGCAAUACAAGGACUCCCUCCGUGUUUGAUAAAGCUGGAACUACACCAGACUCACACGGACUACGAAAAGAGAAUAGAGCAAAAGGUUAGCGGGAUAUUUUUCCCACUGGAAGGCGUUUUCCGUGUACUUAAGCCAGUGGAUUCCAAGAUAGUCAAUGCAUGGGAUGAGUUAUUAAGUAGGAUCAUCGGUGGGACGACAGCAGCAGUAUUUGAUGACGAGCAUCAAGUUUUAACGUCUUCUCUGACGCAGGAAGACAAAUAUGUUGAUUCAUUGGUUGCAUUUAUGAUGUUCAUUGAUGCUUGUAGGUCGGACAAGAAUAAAUUCCGGUCAAAAAUUAACCAUUCAAUGGUCAACUAUCUUUCCUUGCACAUAACCAAACUCCCCAAUCUUGCAAAGCUCAGACAGCUAUGUGGGUCGUGGAACAUUCAGAUCUCUGACUUGGACGAGUUAUAUUAUAACUGGCAGACGGAUCAGUAUAUUGACCGUGUUCGGAAGAUCUUCAUGUCACCAGAACUAGGCGAGUGGGUCAACCAAUUGUACGACAUAAGUUCUAGUCCAAAUCAAGUGUCGAAUACUCAAAACAGCAACAACGAUUGGGACAAUUGGGAUGAAGCUUGGGAUGAAGAAGAAGACGAUGAACAACAACAUAAGACAUCAUUGGAAACGGAUAAACCAAAAGUAAUGAUUUCACAAGUUGCACACAAAAUAGUGGAAGCAAUUAUUGAUUUCAAUAAUCCGAAUAUAUUUGAUUCUGUAAAGGCAUUGGCCUCAGUUCUGUAUCCCUCAUACAUGGAAAGCUUUGUUAUGUUCAACGAUUUGCACUAUAUUGCCGAACAGAUUCAAGCUGCAACUUUAGCAAGAUUUGCUGAUAAUUAUUGGACACAACAACUAGCUGGGCUCGACACCGAGAUACUUGAAAUCCUUCGAGAAAUUGGGGUUAAUAAGAGACUAGCAAAUGUUACUGAAGAGGAUUCCGAUUCAAGUGAUGACGGAACAUUAGAUGAUGUCACAGUAGCCAAAUUUUCCAAGCUUCACCAAAAACUUAAGAGCUUAUCCGAUAGUCAACUUCAUUAUACCAACACCGCAAAGUAUCAUGAUUUGGCUAGUCAUAUUGUUAAGUUGAUAAACACUUAUUUCAUUCAUAGUAUCUACCUUUUGGAGGAUAUAGGACAAGUACAGGCUACAAAGAUUGGUAAUUUGGUUGAUGCCUGUAAUAAGAUCACAAUUGCAUUCGUGGGAAGCAAACGAGAGGAAUUACUUUAUCAUAAGUUAGACAAUGUUAAGUUCAUUGUUGGAGGACAUCUUGCCGAUAUUCUCGACAGAUUUUAUCGAGGCGAGUUAUACGAUUUGGAUACAGAAGAAAUCACGGCAUUGAUUGAAAGUACAUUUACGCCUAGUGAACGUAGGGAACGUGCUAUCCAAGAGAUAACAGAGUUUCGGAGAAUGUAA